This is a messenger RNA of Pseudomassariella vexata, 2361 nucleotides long. RefSeq lists its product as uncharacterized. Gene Ontology annotation, biological process: protein ubiquitination. Gene Ontology annotation, cellular component: CCR4-NOT complex. The coding region runs from base 1 to 2361 and encodes 786 amino acids. The record is from RefSeq and is a predicted model, not a curated record. Gene Ontology annotation, molecular function: RNA binding; ubiquitin-protein transferase activity. The transcript is spliced from 4 exons. Lineage: Eukaryota; Fungi; Ascomycota; Sordariomycetes; Amphisphaeriales; Pseudomassariaceae.
AUGGCUCCCCAAGACAGUUUCAUCGAUGAUGAAGACGAUACAUGCCCGCUUUGUAUCGAAGAGUUUGACCUUUCUGACAGAAAUUUUCGGCCAUGUCCUUGCGGGUAUCAAAUCUGCCAAUUUUGCUUCAACAACCUGAAGAACAAUCUCAAUGGACUUUGCCCUGCAUGUCGACGACCCUACGACGAAAAGACAAUACAAUGGAAAGUUGUGACGCAGGAAGAGAUUGCCGAGUUCAGGGCGAACAUUCAGAAGAACCAGAAGAAGCGAGCUGCUGAACAACGUCAGAAGGAAGUGCAAAAGCGCGAAGUCGACAAGGGCAACCGCAAGAACCUCGUUGGUGUUCGCGUGGUCCAGAAAAAUCUCGUAUACGUCACCGGCCUUACACCUUCAGUUUCCGAGGAUGAGCUACUGAAGACACUGCGAAAGGCGGAGUUCUUCGGCCAGUAUGGUAACAUUCAGAAGAUUUCGAUUAGUAAUCGAAAGGCACCAGAUGGCCAGCCUCAGUCGCUUGGAAUCUAUGUUACGUUCGAAAAGCGGGAGGAUGCUGCUCGCUGCAUUCAAGCGGUGAACGGAUCACAGAAUGGAGAUCGCGUGUUGAAAGCCCAGCUUGGCACCACCAAGUACUGCUCCGCGUGGCUCAGACAUGAACAAUGUGGAAAUCGCCAAUGCAUGUUCCUACAUGAGCGUGGUGACGAGGAUGACAGUUAUUCCCGGGAGGAGCUUUCGUCUUUGAAUAGUGUGCAAAGCCAACGCCCCUUCUCCAACAAUGCCGGUUCGUCCUCGCGUUCGGUCUCGCGACAGCAAACCAGUGCUCCGCAACCAGCGCCAGCAGCUACCUCUCAGCCCAUGGCUCGCACCUCCAGCAAGGAAGGAUCAGAUACUGGCGAUGGACCCGCUUUACCGGCAUCGGCUAACUGGGCCCGAACGAACCAGCAGCGAAGUCGACGUGGAAGUCAUGCUACGAGUGGUGAAACAUCUUCUCCUGCAAUCUCUAACUCGCUGCCCGUUACUGCGGAAUCGCCAAAAGAAACAAUCGAUACGACGGAGGAUCCGCUUCCAGCUUUGUCAAGUCGUAAAGCUGAGAAGCAACCUACCAUCGAGACCACGCCCAUGCCAGCCACUACUUUUAAAGCGCCUAUCCAGAGUCCUUUUGACCAGCCGGAUUUUGCCGAUAUUCUCAGAAGGCUGGCGGCGUGUCCUGAUAGUGCCUUCGCGCCCCCAAGAGGUGACGGUGAUUCAUUCGUCCCCCUUUUCGACCUUUGUGGAGGCUUGAGAAGACGUGCAAUGCGAGAAGAGGAGAACCGCCUGGGUGAACAGGAAGACCCAGCAGAAAUUGGCGAGCCUUCAGAAGGUGAGCCUGAGAGCGGCAGUCUUGCACUCGGCGGGGAACCCGAGGACAGAGACCAGGGACGCGAAGGUUCCAGCUUCGACCAGCGGCGUAACCCGGCCCAGCCUCCGAUUCAGCGAACAAAUGCGGACGGCUUAUUUGGACCUGCUCUAGGAUCCAGCUUCGGCCAAGUGUCCACUACCGUUGGUUCUAUAGGCAGCCGAACGAUGACACCCCAACAUUUUAUGCGUCCUCAGGGAGGUUUUAUUGAGAACAUGCCACCUGGUCUGAGCACACCCCAGUCUUCCAUUUUCCAAAAUCAGGGCCACACUCGUCAGCAGUCGCGAUUCAGCUUUGCGAAUGAGGGUACAUCCAGUUCGACAAAAGUGAAUCUGGCGGCGAACCCGAGAAUCAUGGCGCAGCAGUCAUCCAUGAUGCCUUCGACGUUUCACUCGCAGCCUGGUAGUCAGUUCUACGCUUCUUCGAUGCCAGGACCGCCUCCUGGACUGAAGUCGACGGGUACUCCGCCGGUCAGCGGUGGGUUGUACGGUCAAGGUCACAAUUUUGGCGGGUCGGGCUUUGGGUCCUCAAAGGACAUGUCCAACAGUGACGUUCUGCAGAAUUUGUUCGGCGGCCGAGGCGCCAGCAGGAGCCAGACCCAUGAUGCAGGAAAGCGUGAGUACUUUUCUUCUUUUCAAAAUCAAUACCCACCCUCUACCUCCUCUACCCCUGCCCCUGUUUCCGGCCCCAGUGUCAUGGCAUCGCUCUACGCUUCCCAGCCCGGAGCUUUCCAGGACUUCGGACCAAAACAGAAAAAGAAGGGGAAGAAGCACAGGCAUGCUAACACUUCCUCCUCUGGGGGGAGUGCCUUAGUAGAUCUUGCGGACCCGAGUAUCCUGCAGGCGAGAAUGCAACACCAGCAACAGGGUAACAAUGCCGGAGUCGGACAGGGGUUGUUCGGAGGUCAGAGCCAAGGUGGGUAUAAUCCAAACAUGAUGUACGGUGCCGGUGGCGGAUACGGCAGAUGGUAG